AUGACUGAUACAGAUGAAUCCCAUGCUUCUGACUCUGAUUACCCUGAUGCCCAAGAGCUAAUAUGCAGUCAAGAACUGUAUAAGGUGCAUGAAUGUGAAACAAAUAACCGAACGGAGCAGAAGAAUGCUGCUCCUGAAGAGUCUUCAGAUGAGCUUAAUGGUGUAUGUAAGUCAUCAGGUGCUUCAGCUGAGGUUGUACUGGACAGCAGUGAUUCAGAAAUUGGCAGUGAACACUAUCCCAAGUGCUCCAGUGCACCUUCAAAGCAGAAAAAACGAUCUCGACCUUCAAGGCAACAAGCAGAAUCUGUUGCAGAAGUGCCUGACAAUGAAAGUUCAGACUCUUCUCUGUCUCCUCCAAGUCCAGUGAAAUCACCAGAAACUUCCAAAAAACAGAAGUCAAAACUCAAUCUGAAAGCCAUUUUCGCCUACCACUUCAGAGGAAGGAAGUUUAAGGCUGCUGCACACCGAAAAUACAGAGGUGGCUCAGGGAGGAAGAAGAAGAAGAAGUAUCAGAGCACACAGAUGCCCACGGGGAGGCCACCGCUGACAGCCUCACCACAAGAGCGAAAGAGAAGGCUUCUAGAUAGAGGUUUUCAAUUCCCUUUUGUUGAAAAACAUUAUGGGAAGAAAGACAUUCCCUUAAAGAUGGUUCUUGGCUAUGAGCAAGCAGCUGCAAAGGGAUAUUUCCAGUAUAUUGAAGUGCUUAAAUAUGAAGAACAUCUCAAAAAGGCUUUAAAAGCUCUUCAAGCUAGUGAAGACUUAGAAAGAGAAUGUCUGGCAGUACGGAAACACAAAUAUUUAGAUGAUGAAGGCCCCAUUUCCCCUAUCCAGGAGACAAAUGAUGAUGACAGCUUGAAUUCUGAAAAUCAAGAAGAGCUUGAUGCCAGGAUAGUGGAGAACAGCUCUUUCAUUAUAAGCAGCAAAAUUCCCAGUAAGAAAAAGUCAAAGCUAGAAACGAAACAUGCAAAAUCGACUGAAGUGAUUGAAGUAGAGGAGGAAGACUAUGCUGCUGAGAACUCUGGGCUUCUGCAAGGUUCACCUUAG
Molecule: messenger RNA, 1044 nt
Organism: Tauraco erythrolophus (red-crested turaco)
Lineage: Eukaryota; Metazoa; Chordata; Aves; Musophagiformes; Musophagidae
Gene: TAF1D
Product: TATA-box binding protein associated factor, RNA polymerase I subunit D
Biological process (GO): regulation of DNA-templated transcription
Cellular component (GO): RNA polymerase transcription factor SL1 complex; nucleoplasm; nucleus
Source: RefSeq, a predicted model, not a curated record